Messenger RNA from Laetiporus sulphureus 93-53, 1323 nucleotides. RefSeq names its product glycoside hydrolase family 16 protein. NCBI's taxonomy places the organism in Eukaryota, Fungi, Basidiomycota, Agaricomycetes, Polyporales, Laetiporaceae. Gene Ontology annotation, molecular function: hydrolase activity, hydrolyzing O-glycosyl compounds. The coding region runs from base 1 to 1323 and encodes 440 amino acids. Gene Ontology annotation, biological process: glucan catabolic process. The record is from RefSeq and is a predicted model, not a curated record. The transcript has 7 exons.
AUGUAUUUUCACCUCCCGCUCAUCCUCCUCCUGCUCGCCAAUGCAAUCUCAUCUGAGGCGAAACCCUUCCUUCGAGGCUCGGACCACAUUAUCCGGGGCAUCGACUCAGCACAUCGCCACGCUGUUAAGCGCAGUUCCAGCUUUGCGCGGGAUCUGCGCCGUGCACUUUCUGGGGUGCUCGAAGAGAGGGCAGAUAGCGACUCAGAAAAAUCAUAUCAUUGUGUUAGCGAGAAGAGCGCAGGCGUGGCAGUCAAUGUUGGCGGCUCGUCUGGUCAGUCCACAUCGACUUCAAGCUCGACUGCGGGAUCUGGCGUGGGCUUCGGCUCCAGCUCGGUCACGGCAUCCGGCACCGCAUCGGCAUCAGCGUCGAGCGCUAGCAGUACUGCUGUGUCGACUUCGGCAUGGAAGCUCCAGCAGUCAUACGAAGGACAAUCGUUCUUUAACGGUUGGUCGUUCUACACUGACGCUGAUCCUACCGAUGGCACGGUGCAAUAUGUAGAUUCGAGCACGGCAAGCUCCAACAACCUCACUUCGAUCACUAGCUCCGGAAGUGCCAUUAUGCGUGUCGACACGACUGAGACGGUUUCCGGAAACCGUCAGAGUGUACGAAUCACAACUGACUACACUUACACCGGCGGACUGGUGAUCUUGGACGCCGUACACGUCCCCACCGGAUGCGGUACUUGGCCAGCAUUCUGGUCCAACGGUCCUAACUGGCCUGCCGGCGGAGAGAUCGACAUUGUGGAAGGCGUGAACACCUUCACCGCCAACCAGGCUUCCAUACACACGAACCCAGGCUGCUCCCUACCGUCCAGCGAUAGCGACGCGCUAACCAUCAGCGGCACCGUAGUUGGCGGGACCAACUGCGCUGCGGCAGAGACAGGCGACGCGGGAUGCGGCGUCGUGUCGACCUCGGACAGCUCAUUCGGGUCUGGGUUCAACGCGAUCAGUGGCGGUGUCUACGCUAUGGAAUGGACGGACGAUGGCAUCAAAGUGUGGUUCUUUGAGCGCAGUGCCAUUCCGUCGGACAUCACGAGCGGUUCGCCCGACCCUACAGGUUGGGCUACCCCGCUGGCGUCGUGGCCGUCCACAGACUGCACCACAUCGGACUUCUUCUACGACCAUUCAGCCAUCUUCGACACCACCCUUUGCGGUGAAUGGGCUGGUAAUGCGUGGGACAACACCGGUAGCGCGGGCCAGUCUGAGAGCUGUGCGAGCAUCACUGGCUACUCCACUUGCGCGGACUUUGUCCAGAACAGUGGUUCAUCGUUCGCGGAUGCCUAUUGGGAGGUUAACAGCGUGAAGAUCUAUCAGUCGAGCUAG